This is a messenger RNA of Camelina sativa (false flax), 523 nucleotides long. RefSeq names its product non-specific lipid transfer protein GPI-anchored 8-like. Lineage: Eukaryota; Viridiplantae; Streptophyta; Magnoliopsida; Brassicales; Brassicaceae. The record is from RefSeq and is a predicted model, not a curated record.
AAAAGAGUUUUCAAAACAAAACUUAUCAACAACAAAAAUGGGGAUUACGAGAAUCCUCAGCGUAGUCACCAUCGUCAGCAUCCUCUACUCCGUUCAAGUCACAGCGCAAAUCUUCGGAGAAGUACAAGAGGCAGUGCGAUGCGUGACAAAACUGUUGCCGUGCCAACCGUACAUUCACUUGCCGAUUCCUCCGUCGUCGUGGUGUUGCGCGCCGAUGAAAGAGAUCGUCGAGAAAGAGACGACGUGUCUGUGCGCCGCGUUCAACCAUCCGGACAUGCUCAGAUUCAUUGCACUCACAAAAGAGACCGCUCUUAAUCUCCUUAGUUCAUGUGGUAUUAAGCAUGAUUUGUCGUCAGUCUGCACCAGGACCAAUGCUUCUUCGCCUUCUUCGUUGCCGGAAGCUGCGGCCAACGGAAGCAGCAAGAGAAAUGCAGCUCUCGGAAUCAGUUUUUUGGGAUAUAGCUUUGUGUCUGCUUUUUUCGGGAUGAUCUUAUUGUAAUUUUUUUCUUCUCUUUGUUAUUAU